CCAUCGUACUCCUCCCCAGUACUAAGAACCAUCGACCAUGUCAUCCUUCACCGACAAACACGGCCAAGAGAUUGACAUGGGGGACACUGUCUCUGCCAAAGCCCGCGGCGGCAAGCACGCUGGCGAAGUCAUCGAUCUUGUGUCGACCAAGGGGGAAGCGGAAGAGAGGGGGGUAAAGAUUCCGCCAAAGGUGAUCUUGAGGGAUCAACAUGGGCAUGAAAAGGCACACAACCCUGGGACGUUGAUACAUGGCGAUGAUCCGCGGAAAGAGGAAUAGGUGCCAGUAGUGGGACAGGGCAAGGAGCAAUGACGCUGUUUAAUCAAGUGAUUGCCGGAGUCCCUGUAUAAUACCCGCGAAUACCACAUGGUUAAUCAGAAUUUCGAACCAAAGGACGAGCUGGCUAGGAUUAGGGAAACCGUAUAAGUGUCGACUUGAAAUG
Saitoella complicata NRRL Y-17804 is the source of this 440-nucleotide messenger RNA. RefSeq lists its product as uncharacterized. The transcript has 2 exons. Lineage: Eukaryota; Fungi; Ascomycota; Saitoellomycetes; Saitoellales; Saitoellaceae. The record is from RefSeq and is a predicted model, not a curated record. The coding region runs from base 38 to 277 and encodes 79 amino acids.